Morone saxatilis (striped sea-bass) is the source of this 3038-nucleotide messenger RNA. RefSeq names its product PWP2 small subunit processome component (gene pwp2h). The record is from RefSeq and is a predicted model, not a curated record. The coding region runs from base 140 to 2875 and encodes 911 amino acids. Lineage: Eukaryota; Metazoa; Chordata; Actinopteri; Moronidae. Gene Ontology annotation, cellular component: Pwp2p-containing subcomplex of 90S preribosome; small-subunit processome. The transcript is spliced from 21 exons. Gene Ontology annotation, biological process: ribosomal small subunit assembly; maturation of SSU-rRNA from tricistronic rRNA transcript (SSU-rRNA, 5.8S rRNA, LSU-rRNA). Gene Ontology annotation, molecular function: protein binding.
CAAAAUGCAAACACGUGUGGGUUAGCGGUGGAGGAAGAAGCAUGUGUAAUGUCAGCUUUGUAUAUUUACACUUCCACUGACUUGUAUAAAGGAACAAAUAAGUAGAUAAAUGCGUCAGGGUUAAGGGAUAUUCACUAAAAUGAAGUUCGCCUACAGGUUUUCCAAUCUGCUCGGAGCAGUCUAUCGUCAGGGGAAUUUGAAUUUCUCUAAAGAUGGCAACGCUGUGAUCAGUCCGGUUGGAAACAGAGUCUCUGUCUUUGACCUGAAAAACAACACAUCUGAGACAUUACCCAUCUCCACAACAAAAAACAUAACAUGUGUGGGUCUCUCUCCUGAUGGACAUUUAGCAAUCGUGGUGGAUGAAGAUGGCGCAGCGCUGUUGGUCAGUCUCAUCACCCGAGCCGUCCUUCAUCAUUUCCACUUUCACAAGCCUGUCAGCAGCAUCCGCUUCUCACCUGACGGCAGGAAGUUUGUCGUUACGAAGGAGAACGUCGCUCUGAUGUACCACGCGCCUGGAAAGCAGCGGGAGUUUAACGCUUUCGUGUUGGACAAGAGCUACUACGGUCCCUACGAUGAAACCACCUGCAUCGACUGGACGGACGACUCCAAGUGUUUUGUGGUGGGCAGCAAAGACAUGUCAACGUGGGUGUUUGGUGCAGAGCGCUGGGCCAACCUUAUCUACUACUCCCUGGGUGGACACAAGGAUACCAUCGUGGGUUGUUUCUUUGAGAAAGACAGCCUGGAUUUGUAUACGGUGAGCCAGGACGGGACGCUGUGUGUCUGGGAGAGCGACACCGAGCUGGACGGCCUCGUCCUGAAGAAGAACCGGGACAAGCCCAAGACCCCUAUGCAAGGGGACGAAGAGGAGGAGGGUGAGGAGGAGAGGAUGGAGGGAGAGGAGGGAGAUGUCAUCAGAGGGAAAGCUGAAUCUCCAAAAGAGAAGACCAAAAACGUUCGAUACAAGCAGAGGAGCAAACACUUCUUUAACAAAGAGGGGGAUUUUAACAACUUGAUAACCGCCGCCUACCACAAGCCGACUCACAUCCUGGUCACAGGUUUCGCCUCUGGAAUCUUCCACCUGCACGAACUUCCAGAGUUUAACCUUAUACACUCCUUAAGUAUUUCAGACCAGAGAAUCACCUCAGUGGCUAUAAACAGCUUUGUAGACUGGUUCGCCUUUGGGUGCUCAGGGAUGGGUCAGCUGCUGGUGUGGGAAUGGCAGAGCGAGUCGUAUGUCUUCAAGCAGCAGGGACACUUCAACAACAUGGCCUCGCUGGCUUACUCACCCGACGGACAGCACAUCGCAACAGGGGGCGACGACGGCAAAGUCAAAGUGUGGAACACCAACAGCGGCCUUUGCUUCGUCACCUUCACAGAGCACACCAGCAGCGUCACCAACGUCACCUUCACCUCCAGCGGCUUCGUCAUCGUCAGCGCUUCUCUGGACGGGACGGUCAGAGCGUUCGACCUGCACAGGUACAGAAACUUCAGGACAUUCACAUCGCCUCGGCCUGCGCAGUUCUCCUCUCUCGCAGUAGAUGUCAGUGGAGAGCUGGUGAGCGCGGGAGCUCAGGAUUCCUUUGAGAUCUUUCUGUGGUCCAUGCAGACAGGCAGACUGCUGGAGGUCCUUGGAGGCCACGAGGGUCCCGUCAGCUGCCUGUGUUUCAGUCCGGUCCAGUCCAUCCUGGCCAGCGCCUCAUGGGAUCGCACCAUCCGGCUGUGGGACAUGUUGGACAGCUGGCAGGUCAAAGAAACACUUGCCCUCAACUCUGAUGGUUUGUCAGUGACUUACCGCCCUGAUGGUCAGGAAUUGGCUGUGGCCACCCUCAACGGUGAGAUCUCUUUCUGGAACCCGCACACGGCCACACAAACCGGCUCCGUGGCUGGACGCCAUGACCUGGAGAUGGGCCGCAAAGAGACAGAUAAAAUCACAGCCAAACAGUCUGCAAAGGGAAAGUCCUUCACGUCGCUGUGUUAUUCUGCGGACGGGGAGUCGAUUUUGGCGGGAGGCCAGUCCAAGUUUGUCUGCAUCUACAACGUCAAGGAGCAGAUGCUCAUGAAGAAGUUUGAGAUCUCCUGCAACCUGUCCUUUGAUGCCAUGGAGGAGUUCCUGGACCGACGGAAGAUGACGGAGUUCGGCAGCCUGGCUCUGGUGGACGAGGGAGCUGGAGACGGAGACAGCGUCAACAUCAGCCUCCCUGGAGUCAGGAAAGGUGAUAUGAGUUCUCGCCACUUCAAGCCAGAGAUCAGAGUGAGCUCGCUGCGGUUCUCCCCUACUGGUCGUAGCUGGUCUGCCACCACCACCGAAGGCCUGCUGGUCUACUCCCUCGAUGGAUCUCUGGUCUUUGACCCGUACGACCUCGACCUGGACGUGACGCCGGCCAGCAUACAUAAGCAGCUGCGGCUUCAGGAGUGGGCAUCGGCCAUCGUCCUGGCGUUCAGGCUCAACGAAAAAGCCCUGAAGCAGGAAGUGCUGGAAAAGGUGCCGCAUGAGCAGAUCCCGGUGGUUUGCGGCUCUCUUCCUGACAUUUACGUUGAGAAGCUGCUGGGCUUCGUGGCGGCGUGUUUGGAGAAGUCGGGUCACCUGCAGUUCUACAUGACCUGGGCCCAGAGCCUGCUCAUGCUGCACGGUCAGAAACUCAAGAACAGGUCAGGGGCCAUACUGCCCACGCUCCAGGCGCUGCAGAAGAGCAUCCAGAGACACUUUGACAAUCUGUCCAAACUGUGUGACUUUAACAUGUAUAACAUUCGCUACGCGGUGGCUCUGUCGAAACAGAGGGGCAUAAAGAGAGCAGCUGAGGAGGACGAGGAAAAGGAGGAGGAGGAGGAGGAAGGAAGGAGGAUGGGGAGGAUGAUGAACUGUCUGAGGAGAUGAGUGUGGCCUCUUUGGAGGGUGCAGACAUGAUCCUGUAGGCCUGAAGCCAAUCCACCUCCUUCCAACAACAAUAAUAAUGUUGGACUGUGAACAGAUUUUUGUGUAUUUCAAAAAACAUUAUGAUUGUAAACAGUUUUUUAUUAAAUGAUUAUAUGUAAAUGUG